UUAGUACUAUAAAUAAAUCGUCUUAGAUUAUACACUUGGACGUUCGCACGCAAUUGUUACCUUAAAGCUUCAUCGGGUACAGAUUCAGACGAUAUAUCCGACGCGUCGUUGGACGUACUUUUCUUGUAUACGACAGCUGUACGAACAUUAACAUUAAAAAUGUCGUGGAUGGACCCUCCCCCUCAGGCGAUCGACCUCUCGGAAGGCAUAACGCUGAGCAAAGAUCAAUUGAAAGUUUUAAGAAAGGCUUUCGACACGUUUGACACGGAGAAAAACGGCAAAAUUACGUGCGCCAACAUUAACAUUAUUUUAGACAUGUUGGGCCACGCUACGGACACGGUAACCGUCAGGAACAUCGUCGCCGAAAUCGACCACCAAGGAACUGGUACAUUAUCCUUUGAUGACUUUUGUACGCUGGCAGCGAAAUUUAUGACCGAAGAGGAAGAGGACUCCGAAGCAAUCAAAACAGAGCUCAGAGAAGCUUUUAGGCUAUACGACAAAGAAGGAAAUGGAUAUAUAACAACCGAAGUGCUGAGAGAAAUAUUGUCUGAACUCGACAACAACAUGUCCGAUGAAGAACUGGAUCAGAUGAUCGAUGAAAUCGACGCGGACGGAUCCGGGACCGUAGACUUUGAUGAAUUCAUGGAGGUAAUGACUGGUUAAUGCGAAAAUAUCAUAAGAUUUAUCAAUAUUAUACAAUCAGACGAAUACAGCACUUUUGAAAAAGCAACAUUUUACAAUGUUAUAUUACUGUUAUAAUAUUAUCAUUAUUAUUUUUUUUUUUUUUUACGAACAAUUUGCAAUCCGUAUGCACAUAAUUCGUUGAAUACUUUACACACUAUGGGAGCUCCGGCUGAUUUAAUGCGUUAAUUUAUAGAGUAAUAAUAUAAACACCCAUUAUAAUUAAAAUAUUGUAUUGUAUCAAA
Rhopalosiphum maidis (corn leaf aphid) is the source of this 926-nucleotide messenger RNA. RefSeq names its product troponin C-like. The transcript is spliced from 6 exons. The record is from RefSeq and is a predicted model, not a curated record. The coding region runs from base 160 to 663 and encodes 167 amino acids. Lineage: Eukaryota; Metazoa; Arthropoda; Insecta; Hemiptera; Aphididae. Gene Ontology annotation, molecular function: calcium ion binding; enzyme regulator activity.